This is a messenger RNA of Drosophila ficusphila, 4244 nucleotides long. RefSeq names its product protein telomere ends associated-like. The coding region runs from base 104 to 4075 and encodes 1323 amino acids. The record is from RefSeq and is a predicted model, not a curated record. Lineage: Eukaryota; Metazoa; Arthropoda; Insecta; Diptera; Drosophilidae. The transcript is spliced from 12 exons.
ACACCUAAAAUAUUCUGAAUUUCUAGCGUCGUAUCAUUUUGGCGGCAUUCGGGGUUUUAGUUGUCGUUUUGUAAGCUGUGUUUAUAAUUUAAAGCUCGUUUUGAUGUCUGAAUUAAAGGGCAAGAGCCGGUCCAGCGAGCAGUCGCUCAACAAUUCGGUAUCCGAAGAUCAGAUUUAUCCCGUAACCUUUAAGGUAUUUAAAAGGCUAAUAGCUAACCUGCCGAAAAUCACAACCACCCUACGAUCCGUCGAUGGAGACCACAAAACCGACGACGAGUGGGCACGGUGGUAUUAUGAAGCCUUUUACAGAGAUCCAAGUAUUCGAGAAAAGUAUCACUUCGAGGUGGCUCCUUGUCCUCACCGCAUCCGAGAAAAGUUACUCAAGGUUCCUAACCCUGAGGUGAUAGUAAAUGAGGGUGAACCGCAGGAGAUCAUACAGCCAAUAUCAGAACAAGUGGUUGUGGGCGACGCAGCUAACACAGAUUCGGCUAAUGCUAAAAGCGAAACGAAUAAUUUACCAGGAAACCCGAAACUAAGAUCUGAAGAUGUGAUAGUUAAACUAGACAAGUCUGGGACCUUUGUAUUUCCAGUAUCCUUUAAUACUUUUGAAAGCAACUUGAACAAAAUAGAGGUGUUCCGCAAGCUCACCAAAAGCAAAGAGGAUUGUGCGCAGCUAUUGGCCGACGAUGAAUUUUGUCGUAGAACCUUAAAAAAGUUCUAUACCCGCUAUUACAUACUACCACAAUUUCGUGGCAAGUCGAACUAUUUCAAAGAAUUGCCACCGACUCCCUUGGCCAAGUUACUAGAAUUUGCCAAACCUUAUGAUGAUAUUGCAGUCAAAAGUGUUUCGGAUAUUGACGCAAAAAAAUCUCAUAACAACAAUUCCAUCGUUACUUUUGAGCAGUUUAAGAGUAGCUUGCUGAAUUUAAACGAAAUUGUGGAAGACCUGAGACUGUUGGACAAAAAUUAUGCCGGAAAAGACCUUGAAGAAUGUGCACAUGACUACUACAAGGCAUUUUACCUCACACCAGAGAUUCGCGACAAGCACAAAUUCCAGUUGCGACCAUGUGCGACUAAAUUCCAGGACCGCCUACUGGCUUUUCCGAGCACGGAAACUGCCAACGAACUGAGGAAAAGCCUGACCCAGUCACCUGAAAGGAAUCAUGAUUUGAUGUCCCGCGAAAGCGAGUCCUCACAAGAUUCAGAAAACAUUCCACUUAAGAAGUUGCAAGACCCAGAUCGGAACAUGGCAACAGACUUAAAAGAACCCCUAAAUGAGAAAACUGCCAACGAACUGAGAAGUAGCCUACCCCAGUCAACUUUUCAAUUACCAGAAAGGAACCAUGAUUUGCUGUCCCGCGAAAGCGAGUCUUCACAAGAUUCAGAAAACAUUCCACUUAAGAAGUUGCAACAUCCAGAUCGGAACAUUGUGUCAGAAUUAAAAGAACCCCAUAGAGAGACAGCCAACCAAGAUUUAGAAAUAUCUAAAAAUGAUAAAGGCCUACUAAAAAACGAUUUGAUAUAUAAGCCUCCUGUUUCUUUGAAAAUGUUUAAAAGUCAUGUUAGCAAUCUCAAUGAAAUUGUUAACCAAAUGCUGCUUUGCGAUGAAUAUAAAGAAAAAUCUGUGGAGGAAUGUAUUGAGGAGUAUUACCAAGGCUUCUAUUCUGGACUAGGAAUGCGGGAGAAAUUUGUUCCACGAUUUAAAGCAUGCCCCGCCAAGUUGAGGGAAAAAUUGCUAAGCUUUCCAGGGGAAAUGAGUGACCAAUGUCCAAAGGAACCGGACCGCCAGGAAAAUCACAACUCGGGGCUUGCUACACCAAGGAAUGAAGUUGCGACCACUACUCCACCCCAAAAAAGUGCGCAAAGCCAAGAGGAUGUUACCUGUAAGACGAAGGAUACCUCAAGAUCUGGGCAGUAUUACGACGAUACCUCAAUUUGCAUAGCAAACAAACUUUAUCAGUUUCCCGUAUCGUUUCGAACUUUUAUGCGUUAUGUUAACAGCGAUGAGUUGAUGGAUCAGCUUGUCAACGACUCUUUUGGAAAGACUAACAAUGCAGAGCAGCUAGCCAAGAUUCGAUCAGAUAAAGACAGAUGUGUUCGCCUUCUUCACAGAUUUUUCCACUCCUUUUACGUUAUAAAGGGUUUAAGAAAUCGUUUCAAAUUUAACUUUGAUGCUGCACCUUUUGAGCUGACCCAAAAAUUACAAGAAUGGGCGGUUCUUAUUUCUGAUGCUAAAAACGAAAGACAAAAUCAGUCACAGCCAAAAGGUCAAGACUUAAAACAAGAAAAGAAAGGAAGCCAAUGUCCGAACGAGGCUUAUGAAGCACGGAAAGUAGAAUUAUCUUCAAAGACAAAGAUUGGAUUACAGCAAUACAUUCCCGACAACUUUCUUGCAUAUUUAUGUCCUGAUAGCACAAACCCGCAAGAGAAAGAAACUCUUGUAAAAGAAUUUAUGGAAUACUGCUCAACUCAAGAAAAUUUCUCAUUCAUGGAUGCGUAUAGAGAAUCACAAAUUGCAACCCCUACAAAAAGUAAUGAGGAUCCGUUGAAUUCACGUUCAAAUAAAGUUGAAAUAAUCAGCGUAGUUGAAUUUAAGGUACCUGCCCCAAAAAUUCUUAAAAGUGCUUCCGAGCAGGACAAGCAGAAAAAUUCAAAGGUAGACGUUGCUAAAGAAUCUGUUUUAAAUAAAAUGCCGAUCUGUUCAAGAAGUUCGUCGGAAAACAGCAAAAGAAACGAACACCUAUUGUCAUUAACUUCAGAGAAAAACUCAACGACUAACAAUCUCGAACUACAAUCAGUCCAGAAAUCAGAAAAACAAAUAAUCCUAGAGAAAGCAAAGGAAUUAUUUUUUUCUGAAAGUAGUCCGGAACACAAUCUGAAGUAUUUGAUCCACACCAGCCAGGGCCUCAAAAGAACCAUUUGGCGCAUUCUCCACCAACUAUCUUUUAAAGAAUUCUCUGACUAUACGAACAUCCACGAUGGGGAAAGCUUGUAUGAAAGCGAAGACGAUUUAAAACUUUGCUUUCAGCACGUCGUAAACCAUGGUAACUGGCCAAUAAACUUGUGUGUCCGAUUACCAUAUUUGAAGAUGCUGCUCGAAAGCAAAGGAGUUCAGCUGCAAAAUGUGGAACUGGACGAAUUGUCGCCGAAAAUAGUGAAUCCUUGGGAACUAGGAUCCUAUACGGAUUUCGAUAAAAUCGUUGAACAGGAAUACACCCAACGUACCGGUCAGAUAUUAGACGAUAUUGUGCUUUUAUGCCUAGAGAGGCAGAAACUAUAUACCACUUGUUGGACACACGAUAGGUGGAUACCCCAAGUACCAAAGGUCUCGGAUGAGAUACAAAACCCUGAAAUCCAAGGAGUGGAGCUAAUGCCUAUUUUAAAUUCGUCGGAAAAUAUCUGUCCAGAAAGCGGGAAUACUGCAACAAACAUCCCUACCAUCACCGUUUAUCAAGAACCUAAUGGUCCGCCCACUGAGGCUAAUGUAUCCACUUUUAUCAAUGUGGCAGAAGUGAGCCAAGCUUCUCAUUUGACACAAAUUGCAGUUGAUCCACUAGUGUCAUCACAAGAGCCACCUUCCGUAAAUGUGGAGACAAUUAUGCAGGAACCCAUCGAACUUCUUUGCCACGCAAUUGACAAGAGAGAACCAAUUACUUUGAACGAGCAAGAUAAACAUAUUGAUGCUACUCAAAACAAGGGAUCCCGUAUUGAGAACCAGUUGAUCCCAGAAUUGGAUACCAAUGUAAUCCCAAGUACGUCAGCUACUCAAAGUCAUGUUAUUGUGGGAAAGCGCCAAAAAACCAGCAGCGCAGAACCGAACAAACGAAUAAAACUGGUAAACGAAAAGGUGCCGCAGGUGAGGCACGAGUUCCGGAAGCUGCCUCUGAAUGCGGUGGUGCCUAAAGAGUCGGAAGGCGCUGAACGUUGUAAUCCUUCCGACAAUACUACACCUCAGCCAGCAGUCCCCAAUAUCACUUCCCCGGAGAAAAUUGAUGCCGGCAACACACUCCAGGAAUCCUCUCAGCUUAACGCUCUUGUAAAUUCCACAAACAUCACCGUUCGCAAGAAGAAGUAACGAUCUUACAUUGUGAUUACCUGUGUUAUUAGUUAAAUUAUAAAAAAAAAGAUUAAAAUUUUUGGUAGGCUAUUGAAUACGGAUAAGUAUAACUAAUUGGUUAAUUCAACAAAACAAUAAUGUUAAAGUAUUUAUGAAUAUGUUAAUAAAUAAUUGUUUGUUUCCUGAA